AACAUGUAAAAACAAAAUAUAAAAUCAUUCAUCAUUUUGACUUGGAUUUGAGCUGCUAGUUUUUGGACUAAAGGCGGGUUGAAUGCCACCAGCCAGAAAACGUACGUAAAGAGUGUUCUCCCACAAAUCCACUCACAUGUUCCUUCUGUCUCUUUCUUGUUUCAACCUCCACAAAUAUAUUCACUCACCCAUUAAUCCCCAAAAAUCCCACAUCUAUCACCAUUCACCAAUGAGGUUCAAAUUAUUCAUCUUAUGUGCCCUCUUAAUUCUCUUCUCCACACACACCUUUUGCACCACCCUUGAUCUUGAACUCUUCAAGGAAGCCCCAAAAUUUUACAACUCCCCAACCUGCGCCACCAUUGGAUCCCACCUCAAUAAUCACACAUGUUCAAUCGAAGCCGUACACGUGGCAAUGACACUGGACGUGUCCUACAUCCGAGGCUCCAUGGCAGCGAUCCUCUCUGUACUCCAACACUCCUCUUGUCCCGAAAACAUCGUUUUCCAUUUCAUAACCGCAUCUUCAAAACCUUCCUCCACAACCGUCCUUAACAGAACUAUUACUAACUCGUUUCCCUAUCUGAAAUUCCAAAUCUACCCCUUCCACGACGGUCCCGUUGCUGGAUUGAUUUCAACCUCCAUCCGCUCCGCCCUCGAUUGUCCGCUCAACUACGCCCGCACCUACCUCGCCGAACUCCUCCCUUUUUGCAUCACUAGAGUUGUUUACCUUGACUCGGACUUAAUCCUCGUCGACGACAUUGCCAAACUCGCCGCUACUCCUCUCCGUCCCGACACCGUCCUCGCUGCCCCCGAAUACUGCGGCGCGAAUUUCAGUGCUUAUUUUACGCCGUCGUUUUGGUCCAACCCUUCUCUUUCACUUACUUUUGCGAACCGUAAUGCUUGCUAUUUUAACACCGGCGUUAUGGUGAUCGAUCUCCGGCGGUGGCGUGCCGGCGACUAUACCACAAUGAUCCGGGAGUGGAUGGAGCUUCAGAAGAGAAUGCGGAUCUAUGAGCUGGGAUCGUUGCCACCGUUUUUGUUGGUUUUUGCUGGAAGGAUUACUCCGGUGGAUCACCGGUGGAACCAGCAUGGGCUUGGAGGUGAUAACUUUCGGGGGCUCUGUCGUGACCUGCAUCCGGGCCCGGUGAGUUUAUUGCACUGGAGUGGAAAGGGAAAGCCGUGGGCCAGACUUGAUGCUAACAGGCCUUGUCCUUUAGAUGCUUUGUGGGCUCCCUAUGAUCUGCUCAAGACAUCUUUUACUUUUGAGGUGUAGCUGACGUCAUAAUUUGGAAAUUCUUUUAUGUUCCUCCAAAAAAUAAACAUAAAGAUAUAUAUAUAUAUAUAUACUUACAUUUAUUACUUUGAUUAUUUGCUAUGUUGUACACGGUAUAUAUCUUACCCUUUUGUUAUUGAUGUGAAUGACACACAUACUACAUUCUAUGACUUACAAUGAAUUGAGUUUGCUACUAAAAGUGUUAGUGGGAAUGUGAAUCAAUCUUAUUUUCUUCUUCUCAUAAAAAAAAA
Messenger RNA from Cicer arietinum (chickpea), 1521 nucleotides. RefSeq names its product probable galacturonosyltransferase-like 1. Gene Ontology annotation, molecular function: glycosyltransferase activity. The record is from RefSeq and is a predicted model, not a curated record. Gene Ontology annotation, cellular component: Golgi apparatus. NCBI's taxonomy places the organism in Eukaryota, Viridiplantae, Streptophyta, Magnoliopsida, Fabales, Fabaceae.